Messenger RNA from Cygnus olor (mute swan), 3993 nucleotides. RefSeq names its product coiled-coil domain containing 39 (gene CCDC39). The record is from RefSeq and is a predicted model, not a curated record. Bases 83 to 2920 code for a protein of 945 amino acids. Gene Ontology annotation, cellular component: axoneme. Gene Ontology annotation, biological process: cilium-dependent cell motility; cilium movement; inner dynein arm assembly. The transcript is spliced from 20 exons. NCBI's taxonomy places the organism in Eukaryota, Metazoa, Chordata, Aves, Anseriformes, Anatidae.
CCUCAGGUCGGUCACCGGGGCCCCGCCGUUGCCAAGGGGCCCGUCAGCGCCGCUUUCCCUUCGGCGGCCGCUGCCCGCAGCCAUGGAUAGCGCCGGCAGCUGCUCCGCCGCCUCGGUGCUGGCCGAGCUGCAGUGGGACGAUGGCUACGCCGUGCCUAUGGCCAGCGCGGAGAACAAAGCGCUGGAGGACGAACUGCAGAAGAUACAAAAAGAAAAAAUGAACCUGCAAAAUCAGUUGACUGACUAUGAAGAGCGUAUAGAAGCAAUGGCGUCUCAUUUGAAAAAUGUAAAACAAGAGUUCACCUUCACUCAGUCUCUUUACAAAGCCAGAGAGAAUGAAAUUGAAACUGAACAACACUUUAAAGCCCUUGCUGAAAGAGAAUACGGACAUCUUAAAAAUGAGAUUAAACAAAUGGAAGAUGAGAUAGUUGCCUUAAGAGAAAAGAAAAACAGUCAAGAAAAUACUAUAAAUAAAACCACUAAGAAGUUGGAAAGCUUAAAACAACAGAUGAACUACGAUGAGGAACUUCUGGAGAGAUGGAUAAAGGAAUUGAAUCGUAAAUAUGAUGAUGCUGACGCAAUCCAGAAGUAUGCAGAAAAAGAUGAAGGGAAAAUAGGCGCACUAACCCUUCAAGUAGAAAAGUUAACCAUGCAAGCAAAUCAGAAACGCAGAGCUCUUGAUAAUGAGCGUACAGAAACCACAACUGCUCAGAUAGAGCUUGACAAAACAGCUGAAGAUUUUCGCCGAGUUCACCAGGAAAGGCAAGAAGUCAUCAGGCAGUGGGAGAACGCAAUACAACAGAUGCAAAAAAGAGAUCAACAGAUUAAUCACUGUGCUCUGCUAAUAACAGAGAUAAAACAAGAGAUGCGAAAGAAAAGAAGUGUGCUGAAAGAGAAGACUUCCUUUUUAAUGAAUGAAACUAAUAAUAACAAGGAAUAUGAAAAGAAAAUUUCUUCUGCUAAGCAGGAAGCUACUAGCCUCCGGAAAGAAUAUCAAGCUCAGGAUACUUACAGAGUUCAGCUGGAGGUUGAGCUGGGCGUUUUGAAAUCCAAUGUGGACAGAACUGCUUCUGAUUUGGAGUCUUUAAGAACACAGGUAACCAGUCUUAAGAAGGAAAUUCAGAAAAAAAGCGCCAGAUUAAGCUUUCUUAAAGAAAGAAAUGCAGGUCUUUCCAAUAAGCUGAAGCUUGUGACUGAGAAGACGCUCAGUUCAGAAGACAAUGCCUGGAGGAUGGAAGAAAUGCUAAAGGAAGAAGAGAAAACUGUCAAGGAAAAGGAAACGGAACUGAACAAAUUAAAAGAACAAUUUUUCAAGAAAACUCAGGAGUUAAAGGUGCAGAAGGACAAGGAGAAGUGUGUUCUGGCAGAAAUUGAGGGAUGUCGAACAUCACUUAAACAUCUUAAUAGUCAUCUACACAGACUUGAUGCAGAUGCAUUAAAACAACAGGAGUUAAUGUAUAACCAGGAUUUUUAUAUUCAGCAAGUGCAGAGACGGCUGUCACGGUUAGAAGGGGAGGUUAAUGCAGAAGAAAAACAAGUUUUGGAAGCAAAAAUUGCUGAACUUAAGAAAACCUUAGAAGAAAAGAAAAACACAUGUGAUGUUUUACAUGCACAGCAUAAGAAACUUCAGAGUGAUGUUCAGCUCAUCAAGAGAGCAAUGGAAAAGAGUGGAGAAGAAGCAAAUGGUCUGAUGAUCAAGAUAAAUGAACUAAAUCUUUUCAAUGAGAAAUCAGACCAAGAGUUAAAAAAAGCUAAAGCCAUUAAGCAGGAGAUGAUGAUUGAAGAUAACCUCCUAAAACUAGAAUUGAAACGUCUUCAAGAUACCCUGUGUAAUAAGACAGAGAAAGUUCUAACACUGGAAAAACAAAAAUUGGAGAUAAACAAAGCCAUAGCAGAAAGAACCGAGGAAAUUAAGGUUCAUAAGGCAAUGCUGGAUUCCCAGAUCAGAGUUGUGGAUCAGGAACGGCAACGCAUAAGUGCUGAAUUUCAAGAUCGUCUAAAUAAAAUCGAUAAACUGAGAUGCAGAUAUGAAGUUCUUACUGUUGUCAUGAUGCCACCUGAAGGAGAAGAGGAGAAAACCCAGACCUACUAUGUAAUUAAGGCUGCACAGGAAAAGGAGGCCCUUCAACGUGAAGGUGAUGAUUUAGACGCAAAGAUCUGCAAAGCUGAAAAUGAAAUUGUAGCUCUGGAAAACACUCUGCGCAUACUUAAUAACUGCAACAGCAAUUACCGAAACUCUUUCAAAGAAGUCACUGAGACAAGUGAGGAGUAUGAAGAAAAAUUGAAACUAGAAGAGGAGAAAAGGGCUGCUGAUGAAAAAUACAGAUAUAAACGAAGACAGAUCAAGGAACUUCAGGAAAACCUCCAGAGCAUGGAAAAAAAUUUGGAUAUACUACUGAAGCAGGAGGCCUUAUUCCAAGAGCAAAAGAAGGAAAAACAAGCUGUUAUAUUACAGCUGAACAAAGACAUAGAAGAACAGAAGCCAAAACUAGAAAGGGUUAUAAAACAGUGUUCCAGGCUAUCCAGAGAAAUUCAGUCUCUAAAGAAAACUAAAACAGAAACACAGGAAGAAAGAGACAUCAAUCUUCGUGCCUUGAAAAACUUCAACAAAACCAUCAACAAAGUGUUAGUCGAUGUUCUAGAAGCAAAUCCUGAUUUAACUACAUCCUUUCAGAAGUACUUUCACCAGUUCAAUUUAGAGCUGCCUGCAAUUGCUUCUGUUGGUGGUAGUCAAAGUUCCCGAUCGCCAUCCACACAAAGCUCACUAGCUUCUAGCAGAUCCUCCAGAAGCACAAGUUCAGGCUCUAGUCGGACUUCAUUAAUCAAAGUCAUAGACCUGAGCCUAUCUGUCGACAUUCCUGCAGAAGCAGCUGCUUCCAGUUCACAGCCAUCCAGUAGAACUAGCAACUCUGACAGUUAAAACCAAGAAAGAAAUCCUAAGUAAUCUUAUGAAGGUGACAGUGAAGGCUUUACACUAUUUAAGGCUUCUAAAUUGGUUAAGUCGCAGCUUAAUUGAUACAGGUCUACUAGCAAUCGUAGCACUUCUAUCUGAAACACGUUUUAACUUCCAUCUAAAGUAUGCAAUAUAUUAUUUAGUUUAAACAUAUGUUUUACAUAAUAAAUUAAUCUUUAAAUUACUUUAUUCUUUUGCUGUUGGAUAACAAAAGAUCUACAAAACCCUUCAGAAACCCUUCAUUCACAUUCUUAAUGAAAAUGGCUUUGACAUAGUUAACUACCCUUAAUUUUAGUAAAAUUACUGCUGCCUCAAAGCUUUAACAGGUAAGGUACUCCCAAGUAGUCAGCUGACCACAGUAUGCUUAGUCUGUACUUGCAAAAGCUAGAGUAGAGGCAGUAAUGAUGUAAAAGAAGCAACAAGAUUAACCCUCAUAACAAAGAUCUUAGUUUUUAAGUAUUUUCCCUCCUUAACAGCAAUAUGGAGCACUUGCAAAAACCAGGUAGUAGUAUUUACACUUUGGUUCCAUGUCAGCCUUGACUUUUAAACAAAUGGUCAUUUCAGAUCAUAUCUUAAUCAAAAGAUGAUGACAAUAUAAAAUUAAAGUCAGUAAAACUGUACUACUUUGCAAAAUUACACAGUACCUUUUUGGCAACUGACAUAUAAGGAAUUAUUCUGAAAACUUGGAUGGGUAUUGUAUAGUCAGCCAGAUGUUAGCUGUUACUUCAGGGUUUUUUUGUUUUUUUUUUUAACAACAGAGAAUGUGUUUGAUGUGCUUAAAUAAUAUAAUACAUGUGCUUUCUCACAGAUGAUGGGGGUUCAAUUCACUUACGCAGCAUAUAUAACCAGUGCACCAGCAUCAAACAUCCCAGCAACAUAAACAAAACCAAGACACAAAAUUAAGAAAAUUUAAUGAUGAAAUGAGCUAUAUACAUUGAUGGAAUAUGAGUGUCAUUUACUUAUUCCCCUUCAAUACCUGGAAGCUAAAGUUUGAUACAAAAAUAGUUAACAGUCAAUUGUACCCCAUGGGAAGAAGGGGG